This is a messenger RNA of Dunckerocampus dactyliophorus (ringed pipefish), 2098 nucleotides long. RefSeq names its product southpaw (gene spaw). The transcript has 3 exons. Gene Ontology annotation, biological process: BMP signaling pathway; SMAD protein signal transduction. Gene Ontology annotation, molecular function: growth factor activity; cytokine activity; type I activin receptor binding. Gene Ontology annotation, cellular component: extracellular region. The record is from RefSeq and is a predicted model, not a curated record. Bases 702 to 1919 code for a protein of 405 amino acids. Lineage: Eukaryota; Metazoa; Chordata; Actinopteri; Syngnathiformes; Syngnathidae.
UAUGCAACUAGACUGCAUAAACAGAGCUUUUUAGCUGUUUCUAAUAUUUUGCUUACCUAGCUACAGGAAAGGGCCACAAUAUUAGAACCACAUUUCACUUGCAGUGUAGUAUUACACAACUGCAAACCCCUGUUUAUCAAAACUGAGCAUUGUUUUUGUAAAGACAAUUUUUGAUACAGUUCUUGUAUUUUAUUAGAUUUCUGCAAUGAGCAUCAUCUAUUGUCACCACCACUAGUUUGUGACAAGAAUUUAAAUGAUAUGUAAGUAGUAUGCCUGAUUGUAAUACAUUCCUGGUUGUCGGUAUCGUAAUAAUAAAAAAAAAAAAAAAAACAAUACUCCAUCCAUUGCGUUGACUUUCUAUUUAACGUUGAGGUGUUAAUGGCUAUACAGUUUUUAAUUGUUAACUGAUUCCGACAUGACCAGAGGAGUAAGGCCUUUGACUGAAUACACAAGCUCAGACAGUGUGACAGGACAAUGACCUUGGUUAAAUGUUAUUUUUUUGUGGUGGUGGUCUCUCUGAUGUUUUCUGGUGAUCAGAAGGUCCAUUGGGAUGCCUGGAGUGGUCUGGGGUCAUCAAAGGGCAGCUGUCCACUAUAAAGGGGCAUGUCUGCAGCUCCGUCUGCACAUCACUUCAGCCUGAGAGCAGCUGAGGGAAGGAAAGGAGAAGAUCUUUACCUCUUGCUUGUUCAGUUUCAUUCCAAAUGGAAACCAGGUUCCGCUGUGUGCUCCUUUUAUUCUCUUUUGGUUUGGUCUUGCCAAUGCAAAGACCUGAGUAUCACACAGAUCUGGAGAGCAGCGCAGCACCGAGGAACAUUUCCCUCCAUCCUGGCGGCAGGUUACCGCUGUACAUGAUGCAGCUGUAUCGCUCCUUCAGGGCGGCAGAUGCCUCGUCAUCAGUAGCUGUCAACACUUUAGUUGACAGUCGGCCAGCACGAGAGUCAGACUCCGUCCUCAGUCUCAUGGCCAAUGGUUGCCAUCAAGUGGGGGACAGAUGGACCAUUGCAUUUGACAUGUCGUCCAUCUCGACCAGUCACAGGGUCCACCUGGCAGAGCUCCGCAUCCGACUUCCAGGUCUGUCCCCCUCCAAGCGAGCUGUCGUGGAUUUAUAUCACUCCCAAAAGUGUGAGCGAGAAGAUGCAUCAUGCCAGGAUGAGCACCUUCUUCUGGGCAGCCUCACCACAUCAGCCAGCAAGUCUUCAUGGAAAGUUUUGAAUGUGACCCGGCUUUUAAAGUACUGGCUUUACCAGGGAGACAGAAUGUCAGGCCAGGAGGCCUCAGGAGUGCUUGGGCCUGACCAUGGGAGUGGUUCUGGGGAUUACGGGGAAAUACCCAGCAAGGUCCCCUUUAAUAACCCAGGGAGGCAUAGAAAGCGGCCACCAAUUGCAAAUCGAGCCAUGAUGCUGAUUUUCUUUAAACAUGACCUCCCCCAGGAGGGUCACUUGGCAUACAGCCUCAUACACACAGUAGAACACUCCAAGUACGUCACCAAGGAGAGAAGCAGGGCCGAGAGCCAAAGUCGGCGCCACAAAAGGAACAGGAUGGAGAGGGUGAGUGUGGUGGCUGCCCCCGCGCCUACUGCAGCACCAGCACCUGACAGUGUGCAGCAUCCACUGUGUCGCAAAGUGGACAUGUGGGUGGACUUUGACCACAUUGGCUGGGAUGAGUGGAUUGUGCACCCUAAGCGCUUCAACGCUUAUCGCUGCGAGGGGGAGUGUCCGACACCCCUAGACGAAAGCUUCCACCCGACCAACCAUGCGUACAUGCAGAGCCUCUUGAAAUACCACCACCCAGAGAGGGUAAGCUGCCCUUCCUGUGUGCCCACACGCCUCAGCCCUCUGUCCAUGUUAUACUAUGACAAUGACGACCUGGCCCUACGUCAUCAUGAAGACAUGAUCGUUGAAGAGUGCGGCUGUCACUGACUUGAACGUCAUUGUUUGUCUCUUUGCUGCACCUGACAACAUGCAUGAUGCUACGAUGGGCAAUGACAUUUAUCAUCCAUACUGGGUGAUACACAAUACUUUUUUCUGUCUUUAGUAUGGAAAUGUUUAUCUAUUUAUACACUAUGUAUAGCUACAUCAUCUGUAUAUUUUGUACAUAA